Messenger RNA from Closterium sp. Naga37s-1, 276 nucleotides. Lineage: Eukaryota; Viridiplantae; Streptophyta; Zygnematophyceae; Desmidiales; Closteriaceae. The record is from the annotation of a GenBank genome assembly.
CCUCCAUGCCUCACGCCAAGGCUCUUGUCCUGUCACCAGCCUGUCCUCGGGGGAAAGUGUGGAACGCCGACGUGCAAAUCUGUGUCUCCACGUGCCGCAUUGCCAGGGGAUGCCGGUCCAAUUACUGCAACAACGGACUCUGCUUGUGCCGGCCUGGUCUAGUCAUGCUCCCCGAUGGAAGAUGUGCCACCUCCAUGCCUCAAGCCAGGGCUCGUGUCCUGCCACCAGCCUGUCCUCAGGGGAAAGUGUGGAACGCCGACGUGCGAGUCUGUGUCU